AUGUCCAACCUGGGUACCCUCUACCAGCAAUCCAUGCUGAAACACCCGUAUGGUUACGCAUUGUACGAGCCAGAGUCGUCACGCCUCCUCCAGCCCGGCUUCUGCGGCUACCUCACAGAGCUGGGGCAGUGGACGCCGCUGGUGGGCGUAGACAAUCUGCCAAUCAACCUCGGCGACGCAUCAUCUCUCACGAAGAAUGGUCUCACAUUCUUUGGACAAUUCCACCGCGCGCCGUCUGACAAACGCGCCUGGGGCCCGAAGCUGUGCGGACAAGUCAAGCAACAAAAGAUCGACCUGGAAGCGGGCGCGUCCCUCCUUCCGGCCGGCAUCCCAGCAGACAUCGGCGCUUUGUACCGGUACAGCAGCACCGGUGGGUUCGGGGCAGUCCUCAUGACGCAGAGCCCGGUCGUCAAAGAGUUCGUGUACGGUGCGACGGCGUUCCGCCUGUGGUGCAAGGAGAACUCGGCCGCGAUCCUCCAGAAAUGGCCGGAUGUCCGUGAGCGCGGGCUUAUCAUCGUGACGUCUACCUAUACAACGCCUUUUGCAAUGAUGAAUGCCUGGGUGGAUAAAGAGAAGGAAUUCUCCGUGGGGUUUAGGGCCGGCGUGGUGGAGAUCGGGGAAGUCGGGCCCUCGACCACUUGGUAUACGUCCAACAGUGAGGGCGGGUGGGUUUCUGCGGCGGCCAGCGGGCCUGAUGAGAGGAAGGUUGUCUUCUUUGGCGGGCUUUAUUUCAAGUAUCGCCGACUGGCGGCUAUACUGCCCCAGUCGCAUGCUUUCAGUGCGGCUCCUGUCGAAAAGGCCAAGUUCCGCGACGUCGAUGACCAGGGGAGGGAGUUCCGGAUUGCUGAUCAGGACGGCGAUGAUUUGUAUGAGGUGAUGGUUACAUCGGAGGAAUGUGGUGAGAUUGCAGAGCUGCCUGGAGAAGCUGCAGAGGAUGAUGAGGAUUUUUAA
Molecule: messenger RNA, 951 nt
Organism: Aspergillus terreus NIH2624
Lineage: Eukaryota; Fungi; Ascomycota; Eurotiomycetes; Eurotiales; Aspergillaceae
Exons: 1
Coding region: 1-951 (316 amino acids)
Source: RefSeq, a predicted model, not a curated record